Molecule: messenger RNA, 4221 nt
Organism: Osmerus eperlanus (European smelt)
Lineage: Eukaryota; Metazoa; Chordata; Actinopteri; Osmeriformes; Osmeridae
Gene: ecel1
Product: endothelin-converting enzyme-like 1
Biological process (GO): protein processing
Cellular component (GO): plasma membrane
Molecular function (GO): metalloendopeptidase activity
Source: RefSeq, a predicted model, not a curated record
GUUGGUCAUAUGCGGGAAGUUCUCCAUGGCACCUUUGGAUUUGUGCUCCACGCUGAGGCGUCAGCUGCGGUAGCGGCAGUCAGUGGCGGUCUCUAGCGUAUGUAGCCCCAGGACCAGCUGCCGUCCUCAGAGAUGACCAAACGAAAGUCACAGACGCAGACCAGAUGCUGUCCUUCCAACGGUGUGGAUGGAAGUGACUGUCCGCUUUGAAUCCCUCUGACGACCUGAGGCUGAAUCCAUCAAAGGAGGAAGGAGGGAGGACACGUGAGAAGAGAGCGAGAGAGAAAGGCCGGCACUCCAGAGAUACAGACACAGAUCAAGAAACCAAGAGGUCAAACCGAGGGUCAUUUUCUCCCCAAAAGCCUGGAGGCGUUCUGAACUGUGGUACCCUUUUUGCCCUCUAGUUGGCACAGUCUCCCAUUCAUCCCUGGGGAGCACGGCUAGCUACUAAACCGAUUCGCCCCCUCAACGUGUCUCGCUCGCUGCCUCCUCCUGUCCCUCCCUGCCUCUCAUUUCCACAACGAAACUCAUCGACCCUGCCUCGUUGCCAUGGAGAAGACCUACUCUCUCACCGCUCACUACGACGAGUUCCAGGAAGUGAAGUACGGCGGUCGCUACAGCAGCGACAUCCUUAGCAACGGCAUGACCCUUCACCUGGGUGGGAGCCUGGACCGCCACGUGGCACGUGGUCGAGGCGGAGGGGUGCGGGCCGGCGGGCGGGGCAAGGACAUGAGCGGCCUCAACAACGGGGCGGGGCUUCCUCGCUGGAGCCGGAGAGAGAUCUGCCUCCUGUCCGCCCUGGUGUUCGCGGCGGGGAUGUGCGUGAUCCUGGGCAGCAUGCUGGCGCUCAAGUACAUCUCCCUGGAGGCCCAGCAGGACCCCCACUGCCGGGAGGACUGCCAGCGCAAACGCACCCUCCUCCGGGCCUCCCGUUUCGUCCAGUCUAACAUCGACGCCACCAUCCAGCCCUGCCAGGACUUCUAUUCCUUCGCCUGCGGCGGCUGGCUGAGCCGCAACACCAUGCCCGAGGGCAAGCUGAGCUACGGCAUGAUCACCGCCAUCGGCGAGCACAACGAGGAGAAGCUGCGGCGCCUCUUGCUGGAGCCGGUGCGCCGGCGAGGCCGCGAGUCGGCCGAACGCAAGGUGAAGGACUUCUACCGCUCCUGCUUGAACAUCCAGGAGAUCGACAAGCUGGGCACGGAGCCCAUGAUGGAGGUGAUCGACAGCUGCGGGGGCUGGGACCUGGUGGGGGCGCCCUCGGGCGGGGCGGGGUGGGAGAGCGAGGGCGCCCCCCAGAGGCCGGACUUUAACGAGCUGCUGUACAGGACGCAGGGCGUGUACAGCACUGCCGUGUUCUUCUCCCUCACCGUCAACGUGGACGACAAGAACUCCUCACGCAACACUAUCAGGAUUGAUCAAGAAGGGCUCACUCUACCAGAGAGGACUUUGUACCUGGGACAGGACGAGGACAGCGUGAAGAUCCUAGCAGCCUACAAGGCCCUGAUGGAGCGGCUGCUAAGCAUGCUGGGAGCUCACAACGCCACCCAGAAGUCCAAGGAGAUCCUACAGCUGGAGACACGCCUGGCAAAUAUCACGGUGUCUGAGUAUGAUGAACAAAGAAAAGACAUCAGCACUAUGUACAACCGCAUCACUCUGAGACAACUGCAGCGCAUUGCUCCUAACCUCCACUGGAAGCGUCUCCUGGACAGGAUCUUCCAUGACAGUUUUUCGGAGGACGAGGAGAUCGUGGUUCUCGCCACAGACUACAUGCAGAAGGUUUCUGACAUCAUCAAGACCACCUCAAAAAGGGUGCUCCACAACUACAUGCUGUGGCGCAUCGUGGCCGCCCUUAGCGAGCAUCUGUCCACGGCGUUCCGCAGCACCAUCCACGAGUUCUCCCGUGAGAUCGACGGCACGGAGCGUCAGACGGAGCUGGGGCACCUCUGCUUCACCCAGGCCAACAAGCACUUCGGCAUGGCCCUUGGAGCCCUGUUCGUACAGCAACACUUCUCCUCUCACAGCAGGGCCAAGGUACAGGAGCUGGUGGAGGACAUAAAGCACUCCCUGGACCUGAGGCUACAGGAGCUGGACUGGAUGGAUGAGACCACCAAGGAGGCCGCCAGAGCUAAGCUGCAGCAUAUGAUGGUGAUGACAGGCUAUCCAGACUUCCUCCUCAAACCAGAGCUCAUAGACCAAGAAUACGGGUUUGACGUCGAUGAGAAGACCUACUUCAAGAACAUCCUGAACAGCAUUAACUUCAACAUCAAGAUGUCUGUUAAGAAGAUCCACAAGGAAGUGGACAAGACUGCGUGGCUGCUUCCCCCUCAGGCGCUAAAUGCCUACUACCUGCCUAACAAGAACCAAAUGGUGUUCCCCGCUGGGAUCCUGCAGCCCACGCUCUACGACCCCGAGUUUCCUCAGUCGCUGAACUACGGGGGGAUAGGAUCCAUCAUAGGGCAUGAGCUCACCCAUGGCUACGAUGACUGGGGGGGCCAGUACGAUCGCCACGGCAACCUGAAGCAGUGGUGGACUGAGGACUCGUACAGGAAGUUUCAGAAGAAGGCGGAGUGCAUCGUCAAACUCUACGACAAUUUCACCGUCUACAACCAGAGGGUGAAUGGUCGUCUUACCCUGGGGGAGAACAUAGCCGACAUGGGAGGUCUGAAGCUGUCCUACUUUGCGUAUCAGAAGUGGGUGAGAGAGCACGGGCCUGAGAGGCCCCUCCCCGGACUCAAAUACACACACGAACAGCUGCUCUUCAUCGCCUUCGCCCAGAACUGGUGUAUGAAGAGAAGGUCACAGUCCAUCUACCUUCAGCUGCUAACAGACAAACAUGCCCCGGAGCACUACAGGGUGAUUGGCAGCGUGUCUCAGUUUGAUGAGUUUGCGCGGGUGUUUCACUGUCCGAAGGGUUCUCCCAUGCACCCCAAGGACAAGUGCUCCGUAUGGUGACCCACUGACCUCGACUCCUAGUGAAGAGACUUGACCUUUGACCUCUGCUGAUCUCAACCUCUCUCCACCAGCCUGUCUAACGUUUCUCUCUCUCUCUCCUAUGCUUCAUGUUCAUCGUUAUUGUCGAACAUCCUAUUCAGAGUAUAGCUCAUGUUUCUGGCUAUGAUUUCAGUAGCUGAAGGAACUGCAAUAUGCGAAUUCCUUAAUUUUUGUCAGGCUGCAUCAUGAUAAAUGACGAUUAGUGUAUAAAUGAUUUGAUUCUAUAUUUUUCUAUGUUUAAAUUUGCGUUUAUUUUUUAAUCAUCUAUUUUUGUAUUUCAAGAUAUAUUGCAUGGCAUUAUACUAUUGGUUUUAAAUUAAGAAUAUCAUGCUUAUUCAGUAUAUAUUAUUUUCGUAAAAACGACGCAGGGUAGAGGAAAUAUGGUUUAUUGUAACAUAAGUCAUUCAAAUAUAGCAUUGCACGGUCAUCCUUUACUUCUAAAUUUGGAAUACAUCAAUCCCAUUUGGGGACAAAGAUGAUCUGCUCUGGACUGAAACAGCAGGAAUGGGUAUAGGAAUACUACUCUCUGUGUCUGAACUGUUCUGGGAUCAGUAUUUGCCUGCCAGUGUUUGUCUUUUUUGGUAAUUGGAAAAUGUGUUGCAAUGCUGCCCUCUUGUGGCUGAAAAGCAGAAUGGUCUGUGUUCGUGUCUCAGUCCGACUUCUUUGUGUCUGGUCUCAGAACUGUGGACAUCGUUGGAAUGGUAUUGCUGUCUGUGUUUGUAAGGUUUAGUUUUUUAUUUUAUUUUUUCACCAAGGAAUGUAUAAGUUAAUUGAGGACUUGCAGCAGUGUGUUGAUCUACAACACUCUACUGAACAUAAAUGCAUAGGCCAGUCUGUGUCCAGAUUCUUUCAAGACACUAAAGUGUCACUGGCCAGCAAUAUCUUACCAGUGUCACGGAAGCUUGGAUCUAUCUCAUCAUCACCCACUGUUGAUGGAUUUAAACCCUGUGGACAACAUGAAACUGCCAGCCUCUGCUAUCAGAAAGUAAAGACCAUCUUCAAGGGAUCGCUUUCAUGCCAAAACCCUUCACUCUGCAGUGACUCCUCCUUGCUGGAUGACCUCAGAACGCCACUCACCAGACAGACAGACUGAUUGCAGAAGACUUGAAUAGAAGACUCCUUUGGAUUUGACAUUCCAUGUUCAAACACACACACACACACACACACACAGAAUCACCAUGUGUACAGUGCAUACAAAACAGUACUGGUGAAACCAGAGUACAAUUGCAC